Molecule: messenger RNA, 1294 nt
Organism: Yamadazyma tenuis ATCC 10573
Lineage: Eukaryota; Fungi; Ascomycota; Pichiomycetes; Serinales; Debaryomycetaceae
Source: RefSeq, a predicted model, not a curated record
AAACCUGCCAAUAUACCUAUUUUUGUCCAUCAAUGGCUUUACUUACCUUGCCACAGUUCAUUCCCCGGUUGGAACCCUUCGGCGGAAGAGAGUUAUUAACCCCCGCCGAUACCUCCAAAUUACUGCUAGUCAUCACCGAACUUCUCAUUGAUCACCCUGUGGAUAUAGACCUCCUCAAGUUCUUGAGCCGGUUUCUUACCCAGCAGUCGUACGAUGAAAUCGUGGAGGAGAGAAACAUCGAACACCAAUGUGGAUAUAUAACGUGCCAGAAUACCCCCAGGCAUCAGGUUCGUCGUUUGUCGAGUAACAGUAAUGGAACCACCACCUGCAAUAAUGGCGAAACCAAAUUCCAGAUCUACAAUAGAAAACCAUCCAUCAUCUUACCCAACACAUACUUGUCGCAGUAUUGUUGUAAGGAGCAUUACCAAGCAUCAUUAUUCUACCGAAACCAACUUUCUUCGGAAGCGGUAUUCGCCCGAAAGAACAUCGUUGUAGCACCUCCGUUCCCACUCCACUACCCCGGGUCGUGGUAUGAAAAUGGAAUUACCUGCUUAGAGGAGGUGCUUGCCAAACAUCACGAGUUGAAGAACCAGGGUAAAUCACUCCUGGAAGUAGUAAGAAUGAUGAAUGGCUUGACCAUGGAAGAUGAUGAGCCUGGUCAUGAUACGUCUGAAUUGAUCAAAUUGAUUGAAGAUUUCGAGAUAGUGGAGCGGGACACUCCGUUGCCCGAAGGUGCUGAGGAUGACUCUGCUGUCCUUGACGAUGAUGAGGAUGAGGAGUUUCCUUACAAUCCUCGUAAAAUCGACGGGUAUAUCACUACCAACAAGCACUACAACGGGUAUACCGUAUGAUACAUUUGUAUAUUGAUGACUAUCUCAGACACUGUCUCAGAAACGAAUUUAACGAUAAAUUUACAUUAGAACCGGAACUUUUUGUCAAACUUCAUGCCAAUUUUGUAGCACGGAACUCCAUUCUCCUCCAUGUAGUCACCGAGUCUCUUACCGAGCCCUCUGCGUUCAUGGAGUCCCAUGCCCACUCUGCGUUUCUUGACUCUUUUAUCGUUUGUAACCAAUUGUUUGUCAGAGGAUGAUCCAUUUGACUUGGGACUUACAAGGUCAGAGUGCAUGGUCACUCUGUCAACUUCUAAGCUGUUGAUAAGCUGCUCGUACGAUCGAAUCUUCUUCUCGAAUGUCUCGUCCAUUCGGUUCUGCCAUUUGAUCUUCUCGUCGAACAAUGCGUUGAUGUACCUACCACCGUACUUCUGAUAGUGCUGAUCGCACCUCAGAGCAAAGUA